UCCAAGAUGGAGGAUGCUGCGCGGUUGGAAGCGAAACAAAUCAUAUCUCAGUACAUGGCGAGUUAUUCGGUUUCUCAACUGACUGAUGUUUCGUUCAGCGAGCGCGAGCAUUUGGCGGAACUUCACAAACAGAUCGAGCUGCGAAAAACGUACCGGGACAGUUUGCGUAGUUUGAAUUUGGGAUUGUACGCACUCAAACAAGGUAUGUGCCGGUAUGGAAGCGACGCGUUCGGAGAACAACUCGCCGAGGAUUACCAUUCCACCAUUCGCCAGGUGGUAGAGAAGCAGCAGGAAACAUCGCAGGGAUUGCAGCAGCUAUGCUACGAAUACACGAUGCUUGGCAAUUCGCGACAGGCGCUGAUUGAACAGGCAGAGCUGCAGAAGCUACAAGGUGUGUUGCGGCUUCAAGAACAGGUACGUGCGAAGCUCGCUGGUACGCGCGUAGUGAAACUGUGGGAGCGCGAAAAGGCCACCUUACUGUCGGAACAGAAGGAUAUGUCAAAGCUGGAGGCUGCUGGCAAAGAAAUUAUGAAAAAGCGCGGCGAAAUGCUCGAGCGCAAGCAUGACGAGAUAGCAAACACGUUGAUCUGCAUCGGCGAAGGAUUGGAAAAGGCGGAAGAACUACGGAUGAAGUUGACCGAAAUCACUAAGCAGUAUCGUGACGAGCUGCACGACGACCAGUCCAGUGAUGCGGAUUUACGCUCGGAGGAUGGGAAAAAAGAUGCCGGGGCUGGUGAAAACGACAGGGAUACCAACAGCGCUCCUAUGUUUGACUCAAUCGAUUGGAACCUUGGUAGCGUCAGUAUGGACUUGCGGUUGGAUCUCAAUUUCAAGAAUCCGAACGAUUUUCCAGACAUUUUAACGCAUCUCAGUACCAUUAACACGAGCAAGUAUCAGCUGAAGGACGUAAAACAACACAACGUCGGAAAGUGUGGCAAACAGAGCGCGCAAAAUGCAGACGUGCUGAAAAAAUCGUCCCAAAAAGGUAACGAGGAAGGUUCGUGCAAUACACCAUUUUCGGGGUAUUCUUGCGAUGUGCCUACUGCCACAAAGAGAUCAAAACUGAAUGAUGUAACGGAAAAAGUCGUCCAGCAAGUGGUUAGUAAUGAUGUUGAAAAGGCACCCGCUCACGAAAAUCGUGAAAAAUAUAAACAGCGCGUUAUUCUAGCAACGCCAAAACCGUUGCAGAAGCAAUCUAACGAAAAUGUGGCUAACCUGCAACAUAAAGCAUCGCGCAAAAAACCAUCCAUGACAGCCCAACACGAAACAGGUCGAAAAGAAUCUCCUACCUUAGAAAAGAAGGCCGCACCGACAACAGCAGUCGGUCAACAGGAUGGAAAAAAGGGACAAGAGAUGAACACCGGUUCAUCUCAGUCCCGUUUCCGCACACCGGCCAACAGAGCAAUUGGAAAUAUCGCCGGUAUUGUCAGCAAUCCGUUGAAAAAUAAGCGAGAGCCGCAAUCUGUUAUGCAACAGCAGUAUCAGCAACGUGGGCAGCUAGAGAAAAAGCAUGUCGAGCAGCAAAAGCAACCGGAACCGCCAAAAAGAACUCGUUCCAUGAAACUGCUUUCACCGGCAAGCACAAAUCAACCCAAGCCGGUCGGGCAUAAACCUCCGGCAGACAGCAAUGAACCAACGCCGAUGGAGGUGGAUUCGGAUGGGGACACCCAGGAUGAGGAAUCCUCCACGAGCAACAAUUCACUGGACUUUGGCAUGCAAAGUGGCAGCUGUGAAUUUGAUAUGAACUUUUCCGACGAUCUCCGGCCGGAACCGGAAGCGAUCGUGGACGACGCUCUGGACUUUCUCUCUAUGAAUCCAGGCCGGAUUACACGGAGCAAGGGACAGAAGAAGAAACCUAGCAGCGGUAAAAGCACCGGAAGUGGGGACGAUAUGGAUACGUUUGAUUUUACCUUCGGUAGGUCAAACUCUAGCGAGAGUUUGGAACAGCCGGAAGAUUUGUUUUAA
Molecule: messenger RNA, 1965 nt
Organism: Anopheles marshallii
Lineage: Eukaryota; Metazoa; Arthropoda; Insecta; Diptera; Culicidae
Exons: 3
Coding region: 7-1965 (652 amino acids)
Source: RefSeq, a predicted model, not a curated record